AGAAAUUGCAAAUGAAUCGGACAAAGAGUGUCGGUCUAGAUCAACUGAUCACAGCAGCAGAGCAACGGGAUGUUCGGAACUCCGAGCGCAUUGAAGUGGCUAUUGUGCACAGGAUCCGAUCUCUCAUGCUUUUGGAGAUAAAUGGUGCUGAACAACAUAUGGGUCGCCAGGAGUAUAAAAGUUAUCAUCGAUUACAAUGCUGCCAAUUCGAACAUUAUGAGUUUGAGCGAUUAUUUUCCGACUUCAAUGCGCAGUAUCAGACCAUCCGGCUUGGAGACAAACCCCUGAUAGGUGAAUCAGCGCAAGACGCACAGAAGAGAAAGGUGGAGAAACUAUUGCCACUUAAUCUUUUUAGAAGCGCUGAGUGGCCAACAACUCCUCGAUUUCCAUAUCACAGAGCGCCUAGCUCAAAUAGUGCAGAACACUUCUUUCGCCUUGAGAAGAACCGUCACCGUAAAACACACCCAUUGUUAGGCCUGAGUAAAUCAGUUGAUAAUGUUGAAAAAAGCUCCUUUAGACAGAAGAGUACGAUAAACCACUCACUAAGCAUCUCAAACGAAGAUAGCGAAAACAGUGAUCCGGAAGAUGAUGAAUAUCGUACAACCAAGCCCAUUAGAAACUGGCACUAUACAGAGAGCAGCAACGUGGCUGAUAACAACCGAAACUGUCACAUAUUAGAACUGGUCAGUAAGCAUCAGUAUUUGCUAAGCGAUGUAGUGGAAGCCAUCAUAGCAAUAGGAGCCGCUUUGAAUGAUGAUUCUGUGCAAACAUUAGAGAUCAGGCAUGCCCAGCAUGACAACAAUCACCCUUCGCCAGUCAAGUUAGUUGCGACUAUCUUUCACUACGUGCUGUUAAAUAGUGAAUUAGCGAAUAACAUAUUUACCACGGCCAAGAAAUCAGAGACAAGUUUACGCCAUGCAUUGUAUGAAGUUCACGGAGAUGAUAACACCUUAGCCAGUAGAGUAGGCACACUGCACUACCGGCUGUAUGAAAUGAUGAAGGAUGUUUUGAUGAGUGAGGAGACAACAAUUCCGGACCACAACGUAGAAAUAAUCAACACUCCAAUCCUACUUGCCUUCCUAGAGGUGUACUGCCGGCCGGAACUUAGAGAGUUUCAGAACAAAAUGCGAACUUGUACUGAUCGGGUACCGCUUUCGACCAAGCUAAUGACAACUGUUUAUGCUAAACACUAUUCGUUGACGGGACUUGUCGACAACCAUAUCGAAAUAACAUCAGAAGUUCACAACGGCGAUUCUAUCCUACCCACCGAUAUUGUGCAUGUCAAUGGCGACCGUGAGUUACUGGACAAAUUAGAUACUAAGGGUAUCGUGGCUAUAAAAAUGUCUACAGAAUUGGUGAAAGGGAAUAUAUCGGAUGUCUACAUGCUAGCGAAAAAGCAAAACGACAGCUACCACUGCCUCUUAUAUUGCACAUUGACUCCAGGUGCAGUAGCAUUUCUGAAACUACUUGGCAGUGAAAGAAAGAAUAUCGUUGUAGCAGGUAUAUGGGAAAACCCGAAUCCAAUCAUACCUUACUACCCCUGCAAGAAAUGCGGUGUCGUCCCCAAUGCAGUCAGUAUAGUGACUGACCUAGAUCAGGUUGGAAAUAGCAUCCUAGCUAGUGUCUAUCAUUAUUCUACGCCAGGUAACAUCUCUGUAAGAAUAGAUUGCGGACAGAAUCUGAAGGAAAUCAGUUUAUCUCAACGCUUGAAAUGCAUGACAGUCUCUGAAAACGACUUAUUCGUGAUAUCUCUGAACAGGCUCAUGGAUGGAUACAAGCACGGAACAAUACCCAUAAUCCCUUAUGACCAAGAAUUCCACAUAUGCGAUGAAAUGAUAGCCUUUGCAUUGCUACCACCAGCUUAUCGGGAAGCUACCAUCAAACUCUGUUUUGCGAAAGACGCUGUUCACAUUUACCCGGAUCAAAACUUUGCAUAUCUGAAAGAAAUCAAGGAAGGCGAAUCAUCAGAUCACACUAGAUGGCUAGUAAAGAAGGUUCACAUGUAUCGAGAGACGGUGAAAGACUUGGCAAGUAGAGAAAGUGACGCUGCCGAAAGUUUGGAAAACAGGGUAAAACAAGUAAUAGCUAUCGUCAAAGCAGCGACUAAAGGGGUGCCUUUCGUUGACAUGGGUAGCGCCGCUGAGGUGGCUACUUUGAAAUGGAAAAAGAAGGUGGGAGACCGCAAUCGAUAUGAAGUCACUGAGAAACUACGGACCAUCCAUGCCGAACUAGUGGCAGAGGCAAAUUUUAGUGCGGUAUCUAUGCUAUUGAGCUAUCGGUUUAACAGCGACUUUGCGAAAUCAGCUUUCACCGGAGAAUACAUGUGCUUCUUAGGUUCGGAAAACGAUUUUACUGGUCCUAUGCCACCGUACUACAAGUUUCGCGUGUACCAGCUAGCACUAAUAGGAGUUAUCUAUACCUGGCGAAAAUACGGGCAAAAUAUAGAGAUAUCAGCGCAGUCCAUAAAUCAUGACGACAAGACCAGGAAGGUAGCGUACCUUAAUGACUCUGGAGAUAUACAUGUCUCUAGUGCUUUUGAAUUCGGCAAGGUAGGUGAAAGCAUGAUGACAGAGCAUAUAGUAGGCAACCUCUCAGCAUCGAGUACGCACAAUGAUAUCCACAACCGGAAUAUACCGAGAGCGUGCAAUCUAGAAUCUUUCGGAUUGUUUACAAGAUUCAUUAUAAUCAUGAAGCGUCGCUUCAAGAAGAAAAGAGAUCAGAUGUGGCGGCAGGAGUUGUAGAUUCGAUAAAGGUUCGAACGUAAGCAAGAAACCACAACAAAGAAGGAAAUCAGACAUGACUUUAUGGAAAUAACGAAAAUCAGCGUACAACUAGUAAAGCAUUCAACCAAUGCGGUCAUCUCAAGCUACAAGUCUAAUGUUAAUUUAAAUUUGUUCUCAUUGGCAAGCAACAAAGCACAGUAUGCUAGAUAAUUGUUAAAAUUGAAGAAACGAGC
This is a messenger RNA of Umbelopsis ramanniana AG, 2956 nucleotides long. RefSeq lists its product as uncharacterized. Lineage: Eukaryota; Fungi; Mucoromycota; Umbelopsidomycetes; Umbelopsidales; Umbelopsidaceae. Bases 12 to 2741 code for a protein of 909 amino acids. The record is from RefSeq and is a predicted model, not a curated record. The transcript has a single exon.